This is a messenger RNA of Papaver somniferum (opium poppy), 540 nucleotides long. RefSeq lists its product as uncharacterized. The record is from RefSeq and is a predicted model, not a curated record. The coding region runs from base 1 to 540 and encodes 179 amino acids. The transcript has 2 exons. NCBI's taxonomy places the organism in Eukaryota, Viridiplantae, Streptophyta, Magnoliopsida, Ranunculales, Papaveraceae. Gene Ontology annotation, molecular function: RNA-DNA hybrid ribonuclease activity; nucleic acid binding.
AUGGUUUCAGAAUUCUUUGGAACCUUUGCUAGUUAUAUUGUCAGAUUGCAUAAAAAUACUGUCCAUAACCAGCAGUUAUCUUAUAACAAUCUUCAGUCUAGUGCAGUUUGGUCUCCACCCAAGUUGCCAUUCUUAACUGUCAAUUGUGAUGGUUCUUUUGACUCCAACACAGGACUAGCUGGAACUUCUUGUAUUUCGCGUGAUUUUGCAGGCACUUGGAGAGGAUGCGCAACAAAAUGCUAUGCAGGAAUAAGAGAUGCUGAGCAAGCUGAAUGCCUGUCACUUCUCGAUGCUGUCAGAUGGAGUAAAAAGAUGCACCUUACAGAUGUGAUAUUCGAAACUGAUCUAAAGAAUAUUGCAGAUUACAUUAACAAAGCAUCACCAGUUAUAGCAUGGGAAAAUGAAGGCAUUUUGCUUGAUGUUUUAGUAGUUUUAAAGUCUUUUCAUGGCUGGGAAUGCAAGUACAUUCAUAGACUUUGUAAUAAAGCAGCGGAUAAGCUUGCCAAGUUUAGUAGAAGGUCUAGAGUAAGUCAGGUCUGA